This is a messenger RNA of Eucalyptus grandis, 2525 nucleotides long. Its product is annotated as beta-1,2-xylosyltransferase XYXT1. Bases 443 to 2158 code for a protein of 571 amino acids. Gene Ontology annotation, molecular function: glycosyltransferase activity. NCBI's taxonomy places the organism in Eukaryota, Viridiplantae, Streptophyta, Magnoliopsida, Myrtales, Myrtaceae. The transcript has 8 exons. The record is from RefSeq and is a predicted model, not a curated record.
CAAGGCGAAAGGUUAAAAAUACUUGCACAAGCCAAUCAUUGAAAGAGUUUUUUCUGUCUCAGCAGUCAACCACCUAUCCCCCCCAAAGAGACCCUUUCAGAUACCUUUGUAUCCUUUCUGUUUCAUAGAUGAUUUGGAAAAAGAUAACAUCAAUUACCCCCGACCUAAGGACAACGUGAGGAGCAAUAAUUCGUCGAGAGAAAUUGUAUUUUCAACUCCCCAACUUAUGUCUCGUGUCAUGCAAAUUGGCAUUUUAAGGCCUGCCUACAGAAUUUGAAAAUGCAGAGAGAAGAACUGGGGUCUUCUAAAAGAGGGUUCUUGAACUUCAUAUACAUCGUCGCCAUUGAUCGGGCUUCCUUCGAGACCUCUCUGAGAGCGAGAUUUUCGGUGAAAUUCUCUGGAGUGCGCAUUGGCAAAGGACUAGUUCAGCAAGAGUAGAAGGAUGUCGUACGAAGCGAUAUUGGCAAGGAGUUUUAGUCGGUACGAGCAGAAGAAGCUCGGAUAUGGAGCAUUGGUGGGGUGCUUGCUCAUUUUCUUGAGCUUCUUCACUGUCUUCAAGCCUUACUUGGGUCCUUUGCCAAUUUUGAACGUGCGGUUGUCGAUGGGUAUCGCUCACAGGAUGUUUGCGACCAAGGAGACACAGAGUUCUCAGAAGCAAGAGAUGAUCACAGUAGAACAAAAGGCGACCGCAAAACCAGAGCCGCUGCUCAUUUCCACGAGUCACCAAGAAAAUGUGACAACAAAACUGGAACUUCGACUCAAUUCCACAGACCCCAAAGAAAAUGCGACAAUAACGAAACCAGAGAUAAUGGUCAAUUCCACAGAUCACCAUGUUGCAAAAAAUGCCAGCAUGGAACCUGGUCCAGAGGUACUGCUGAAUAAAACAGAGCACCCAGUAAAUCUCUCAGCAGUGAAAAUUGAGGAAUCAGCGCCACUAAAUUCCACUGAUCACCAGGAUACUUCAUUGUCUAUAGCAGAGAAUGCGACGAAGAAAAGAGAGCCGCUGUGCAACAUUCUGAAUCGAAGGACAGAUGUAUGCGACAUCCCUGGUGAAGUUAGGGUCCAUGCCAAAUCCUCCACAGUCUACGCCUCUUCCCCUGAAAUGGCCACCCUGGAUGAUGGACAGACCUCAUGGAAGAUAAGACCGUACGCAAGAAAAACCGACCGGACGGCAAUGAGCUCGGUCAAGGAAUGGUCCGUGGUCCCUGCAUCCGUGGGCCGACGCGAAAUUCCUAAAUGCACCCAAAACCAUGCCGUCCCGGCCAUCCUUUUCUCAGCCGGUGGAUUUUCUGGGAACCACUUCCACGACUUCAGCGACAUCAUACUCCCGCUCUACCUGACGGCUAGGCCGUUCAACGGGGACGUGCAGUUCCUCGUGACCAAUUACCGCUCCUGGUGGGUCUCGAAGUUCAGAGGGAUCUUGCAAAACCUUUCCAAGUACCCGGCCAUCGACAUCGACCAGGAAACGGAAGAGGUGCAUUGCUUCCCGAGCGUGAUCGUGGGGCUCAAUCGCCACGACGAUUUCAAAAUCAACCCUUCCAUGCCUCCCCACACGACAAUGAGCGACUUCAGGGAUUUCCUGAGGACCUCCUACUCGUUAAAAAGGAGCAAAGCAAUCGAAUUGCAGGUUGGUGACGCUCGAAAGCCCCGACUCCUGAUCAUAUCACGGAAACGCACGCGAUCCUUCACGGACCCCACGAGAAUCAUGAAGAUGGCCAAGGCCGUGGGGUUUGAGGUGGUGGUGGCAGAGGCGGACAUGAACGUGGCACGGUUCGCCGAGCUCAUGAACUCUUGCGACGCGGUGAUGGGGGUCCACGGGGCGGGGCUGACCAACAUGGUGUUCCUACCGGACAACGCCGUCCUGAUCCAAAUCGUGCCAUUAGCAGGCGACUGGCUCUCGAGAACGUACUUCGGCGACCCGUCAAGGGACAUGAACCUGAAGUACCUGGAGUACAAGAUCGGCGUGAGGGAGAGCACGUUGUCGGAUCAAUACCCGAGGGACCACGUCGUUCUGAAAGAUCCGCGCGCGUUCCACAAGGGUAAAUGGGACGAUUUCAAGAAGACUUACCUGGACGGCCAGAACGUGAAGCUCGACGUCAGGAGGUUCAGGCCCACUCUGGUGAAAGCCCUCCAGCUUUUGCACGAGCAGAGGCGUUAAGUUUGACCCCUUUUACACGCAAAUCCUCCCCUCUCCUCCUCCUUCUGAUGAAUGUAAAUUCAUACAAAUUUCGAGUUCUCUCUAUUCUUGCGUCGAGUAGUGAUCGAGGGUCCGUUGUUCGGACGGUCCGUCGCUUAGCGUUAGGAAUGUCUAAGAAGCCAGGGAAGAUGUCUUGAGCUUCUUUUUACCAAAACGAGAUUCUUUCUUGACAAAUCCAGCUUCUUGUUUUCUUGAAAUCUUUGCUGGUGGUGAAAUCUCCGGUAUCUGGUUCAAUUUGAUACACUUUCAUGAGGUGGCGUCCUGUGCACUACUUCAUUGAUAACAUUGAUGUGUGAAAGUUUUCAAUGAUUGAGAUAGAAUGAGUUCA